Molecule: messenger RNA, 1047 nt
Organism: Mitosporidium daphniae
Lineage: Eukaryota; Fungi; Microsporidia
Exons: 1
Coding region: 1-1047 (348 amino acids)
Biological process (GO): ribosomal small subunit biogenesis; ribosomal large subunit biogenesis
Cellular component (GO): nucleolus
Molecular function (GO): RNA binding; DNA binding
Source: RefSeq, a predicted model, not a curated record
AUGGCUUCUCUUUGUACCCUCGAUGACUUGGAUUACUUUUCCAUGCUAAUUUCCAGCAUGACAUCUCAUUUCAAUUUCCAACGCCAUAAAAAUGAAGAUCAUUCAGAUGAUGAACUGACAGAUAAAAACGCGGUGUUCGAUGGGCCUUUGACCUCUGGCGCGCGCAAAUAUUUUGUCAAUAUGCGCAGCAGCAGCUCCACUAUUCCUGCUUUCAAGCUAGCCAAUCCAGAUAAAGAGCGCCAAAAAUCUUCAAAAAUUGAAGCCAAAGAAUCUCUAUCGGCUGCCGAGUUGAAAGAAAUUGUUUCGAAGAAAAUAGGAGAAAUCCAAAAUAAGCAACAAUCUUCUGUCCAAAAGAAUUCGUAUGUUCGGCUUUCCUCAGACAAGCCAUCGAGAUCAGAGCUUAGGAAAAUAGCGAUUGCCAAAAACAAGCAAAAUUCCUGCGAGUUUAAGCCAGAUACGGAGCCGCACUCCAAAAAGAAGAUAAAGCUUUCUCAGAAAAAAAACAAGGCAUUGGCUAACCGCAGACAGGAAAAAGACGCCACAAAUCAAAUGGUAUCCCCGAGUGUUGCCCAAAAAAAGACAAGCAAAUUUGACCUUUCUGGAAAGACCGAAAUUGCACCCAUCGUUCCCAUAAAGAGAGAUCUGUCUCAUUCCAUUCAAAAACUAUUAGAGAAAAAAGCCAAGCUUCAAAAACUAGAAAAAGUCAAUCCCGAAAAGGCGGCUCAAAUCGUAGAAAAAGAGGCUUGGUCCAAUGCCAUAGCAAGGGUACAAGGAGCAAAGAUCGUGGACGAUCCAAAUAUCUUAAGGAAUGCACUCAAAAGGAAACAGAAGCAGAAAGAAAAAAGCACUAAAGAAUGGAAAAAAAGGCUGGAAAGCCAGAAGACUCAAAAGAAGCCGGACAAUCAGAGGACCCAAAAAAAACCUGAAAAUCAGAGGACCCAAAAGAAGCUGGGCACUCAGAGAACGCAAAAGAAACCCGCAUCCAAUGCCAAGAAAAGACCUGGAUUUGAGGGCGUGAGUUUUAAAAAAUCAAAAGGUAAGAAGUAA